AGAAUGUUCUUUCUAAUCACAAAGAAGAAAACCAAGCAGGAAGCCUAAGAGAUGGCGAGUCUCUUCGUCACUCUCCCUACGCAUUCCUUGCGAACGUUCUUAUUCGCGUCUUCUCGCUCCUUGAUUCCUCCGGCGAACCGUUUCUCCGGUGGAUUCGACAGCGGAGUUAACUGGAGAAAGAGAGGAUGCGUCGUUUUGACGCGGGCAGGAGCAAGUGCGAGUAGCUACUUGCUCGCUUUCGCCAUCCCUGCGACUCUCGUCGCCGUCACCGUCUUUGCUUCCAUUAAAAUUGCCGAUAAGCUCGAUGAGGAUUUCUUUGAAGAGGUUGCUUUGACACAAUCGCUAAGGGAAGAAGCUCUAGAUGGAGAAGAAGAUGCUGAAUCCGAAAGCUCUCUCGACGAGAUGGUUCAGGAGCCCGUUCUUCAACGAACCCGUAACCGACCUAAACGUGAAGUUUAAACACCUUCUAGAUAUCAUCACGUCAUACACACGAUUUGUUUCCAGGAGAUUGAUUCUUGGAUUGGAUCAGCUUAUGUAGGUAAAGGAUUCGUUAGAUACCUCAAACAUUGAACCUGUUGUGUCUGUAUAAGCGUGUAACUUAAUAACCGGGUCGACUUCCUCAUAUUAUUAUUAUUAUUAUUAUUAUUAUUA
Messenger RNA from Tarenaya hassleriana, 651 nucleotides. RefSeq lists its product as uncharacterized. The record is from RefSeq and is a predicted model, not a curated record. Lineage: Eukaryota; Viridiplantae; Streptophyta; Magnoliopsida; Brassicales; Cleomaceae. The transcript is spliced from 2 exons. Bases 52 to 459 code for a protein of 135 amino acids.